UCUGGCCAUUCACGAUUCAACUGGCACCGCGAAAUCGUCGCUAAUAUUAUAAGUAAUGUUAGUAUACAACUAACUUAGUGUUGUAAAAGUUUGCAAAAUUUUUAAAAUGAAGUGGGCUUUUUAUGUAAUCGUGUUUGUGUACAUGUUUUAUAGAGCGGUUUAUGGACUGAAUACAAUCGGCAGUAAUCAAGUCGUAACAUUGGAUGACAACUCUGAUUAUGGAGAUGGGAUAUUUGUUGACGCGGGAGAGCGAAAAAUUAUUAGCUGUAAAGCGUCGGGUAAAAACCAAGAGAUAAAAUGGUACAACCCUAAAGGGCUCGCCAUAUCUCGCAUCCAAUCUGGGCGCGUGUACACGUCGCAGUACUUCGUGCAGUCGCCGCGUGCGCCCGCGCUGGUGCUAAACAUCACGGAGGCCCAGGUGCACGACAGUGGGGUGUGGGUGUGCCGCGCGGGAGAUACCGUUCGGAAUGUCUCCAUUUGCGUCAUAGAUCCUACGGAUUUUGAAGGAACACCUACUGAAGUAGCUGCAGAUGAGGGUCGCUCUUAUACGUUGUCCUGCCAAACAAAGGGAGAACCCGAGGCCACAAUAUCUUGGACUAGAAAUGGACGAGUUAUAAACGAAUUUGAUUACCAAGACAUGCCUAAGUACAGAGUGAUGACGAAAUACAACAGGCAAGGAAUUGAGGGAUUACUUACUAUUAUGUCACUAAGCGUCGAGGAUAGCGGUGUCUAUACGUGUGUCGCCACUCAAGAAACGGAAUUAGCAGACAAAUGUGGAAAAAAUCAAACUAUCGACAUUGUUCUUAAUAUUAACCAUGCCCCUACCUUUGGAGAUAGGACGAAGGAGAAUGUUUACGGAACCGAAAGUGAAAGUUUAUUUCUGCGAUGCGAAGCUGAUGGCUACCCUCUACCAACCUAUAAGUGGUUUGUAAGAAACGAAGGACCGAAUGCAGUCCAAAUAUCUGACAAAGAAAUAGUUACUGCUGAUAAUAAUUCUGCUUCCAUUUUGCCAAUAAAAGUAUCACAGGAUAGCUUCGACAGUCAGUACAUUUGCCAAGCGUCAAACCAACUAGGAGAUGUUGAAUUAGAAUUUCAUAUACUGGAGUCUAUGAUCCCCAAAAAACCUGAUGAGGUAGAACUUAAUGAGGAUCUAACGACGAGCAAAACCAUUGUUUUGAAUGUUUCGUGGAAUGAAGAAAUACGAUUUGAUAUAAACAAAAUUGAAGUACAAUAUAUGCCAACGGCGCAACUGCCAAGAAAAAGAGCGACUGCGUUGAGAGAACGAGAUUGGAAACAUUCAAGACUAUAUUCAGCCCCGACUGGUGAAGUUCUUGAAGAUAGCACUAUGGCUGUAUUAGAGGGUUUAGAGCCAUCGACCGAGUAUUGGGUGCGAUUACGCAUCAAGAACGACAUCGGUGACUCACUCUGGUCUAACUCAAUUAGAGCAUCAACCAAAGAAGGGAGCGAUGAAGAGGAAGAAGAGAGUGAAGUUAAAGAACAGUCGAAAGAAGAUCGCGAUGUAGAAGAAGCCACUGAGGCCGAGACAGAAACAACUGAAGACGAUUCGCUUGUUACUACUGAGAAGCAAGCAACGCCGCCAUCAGAAGAUUCUGGAAGGUUUUACGGCCUGUUCUUUGCCGCAGGUGUUUUGAUAGUCGCUGUCGGUUGCACUUUUGUUGUGAGAAUGGUUUAGCAUUGUGAUCACUAUUCAAUUCACCUUUUAAAUCACCGUUUUUUUUUUGUCAUUUCUCCGAAUAAUUUGCAAUUUUAAUACUUUGGAUUGGGUUUAUUUUGGAUUAAAAAAUCGGAUAUUUGGGUAGUUAACUAUUAUAAUUACAGUGUAAAUAUUGAGGUUCAAAUAUUUAAUUCGCUUCAUUUUGUAUAGGUAAUUUCAUCUUAAGAAGAACGGGUAUAGCUGGAGAAAUAUUAAGUGUAUAUUUUAAGAGUGUAUUAUACUUAAAGCAUAUUUGCAGCCAACACUGCGGUGUGUGAAAUAAAACAGCAUUCGUAAU
Messenger RNA from Leguminivora glycinivorella, 2012 nucleotides. RefSeq names its product limbic system-associated membrane protein-like. The transcript has 10 exons. Gene Ontology annotation, molecular function: protein binding. Gene Ontology annotation, biological process: cell-cell adhesion. The record is from RefSeq and is a predicted model, not a curated record. NCBI's taxonomy places the organism in Eukaryota, Metazoa, Arthropoda, Insecta, Lepidoptera, Tortricidae. The coding region runs from base 107 to 1693 and encodes 528 amino acids.